This is a messenger RNA of Phyllostomus discolor (pale spear-nosed bat), 2091 nucleotides long. Its product is annotated as beta-Ala-His dipeptidase-like. The transcript is spliced from 12 exons. Gene Ontology annotation, biological process: proteolysis. The record is from RefSeq and is a predicted model, not a curated record. Gene Ontology annotation, molecular function: dipeptidase activity. The coding region runs from base 1 to 1608 and encodes 535 amino acids. Lineage: Eukaryota; Metazoa; Chordata; Mammalia; Chiroptera; Phyllostomidae. Gene Ontology annotation, cellular component: cytosol.
AUGACGCGGCCCGCGCCGGCCGUGGCCGCGCGCGGCCCCCGAGUUCUCAGGGGUGGGGUGCUCAGCGUGACUCGGUCCCCGGCCCCAGCGGCCCGAGUUCUUCCGCAGACACUUCUGGCCGGCGUCCAGGCGGCUGAACAGGGGCCGCGGGGCUUCCUGGCUCCGCCUCCGCCUCCGCUCCAGGGCCGCCCCCUCUCUCUCCUGGCUCUGCGGCCACCGCUGCUCCAGGGAGCCAUGUCUUCGCCGCCCCCACCGCCCGCCGGGCUGGUCCAGAAGCUCUUCGGGUACAUCGACCACCACCAGGACGAGUUUGUGCAGACACUCAAGGAGUGGGUGGCCAUUGAGAGUGACUCGGUCCGGCCUGUGCCCCGCCUCAGAAGAGAGCUGCUCAGAAUGACGGCCCUGGCCGCGGCGGCGCUCCGGCGCCUGGGCGCCCGCGUGGACCUCGUGGACGUGGGCUCUCAGCAGCUGCCCGACGGUCAGACUCUGCCGAUGCCGCCUGUCAUCCUGGCCGAGCUGGGGGACGAGCCUCGGAAGCCCACCGUGUGCUUCUACGGCCACCUGGACGUGCAGCCCGCGGCGCAGGCCGAUGGCUGGCUCACCGCUCCGUUCCAGCUGACGGAGGUGGACGGGAAGCUGUACGGACGAGGGGCGACAGACAACAAAGGCCCUGUCUUGGCGUGGAUUCACGCUGUGAGCGCCUUCCGGGCCCUGGAGGAAGACCUCCCCGUGAACGUCAAGUUCGUCCUUGAAGGCAUGGAAGAAGCCGGGUCUGUGGGCCUGGAGGACCUUGUCCGGAGAGAGAAGGACGGGUUCUUCGCCCGCGUGGACUGCAUCGUGAUUUCCGACAACCUGUGGCUCAGCCAGAGGCCGGCGCUGGUUUACGGGACGCGAGGGAACAGCUACUUCACGGUGGAGGUGAGAUGCAGAGAUCAGGAUUUUCACUCGGGAACCUUUGGCGGCAUCCUCCACGAGCCGAUGGCCGACCUGGUGGCUCUCCUGGGGAGCCUCACGGACGCCUCCGGCCGCAUCCUGGUCCCCGGCAUCUACGACCACGUGGCUCCUGUCACGGAGGAGGAGAGAGAGCUGCACGCAGCCGCCGACCUGGACCUGGCCGAGUUCCGGCGCAGCGCCCAGGUGGAGAGGUUCCUGUUUGACACCAAGACAAAACCUCCAGCCUCCGGGCCACUCUGUGAACGGCAGCAUUGCCGCCUCAGUGCAGCUGUGUCUCCUCCGCCCGUGGCUCAGGUUACAAAGUACCUGACGGAGAAGUUCGCUGAGCUGCACAGCCCCAACAAGUGCAAGGUGUACCUGAACCACGGCGGGAAGCCCUGGGUGUCCGACUUCAACCACCCUCACUACCUGGCUGGGAGAAGAGCCCUGAAAACAGUUUUCGGCGUGGAGCCGGACUUGACCAGGGAAGGUGGCAGCAUUCCAGUGACUCUGACUUUUCAGGAGGCCACAGGCAAGAAUGUCAUGCUGCUGCCCAUGGGGUCAGCCGAUGACGGCGCCCACUCCCAGAAUGAGAAGCUCAACAGGUAUAACUACAUCGAGGGAACCAAGAUGAUGGCUGCCUACCUGCACGAGGUGUCGCAGCUCAAGGACUGAGGGCCCUGUGCCCUGCACCCCCACCCUCUUCCGACCGCUCACGCCAGCAGCCUGUCCUCCUCCCCGUCCGCGAGGGGGGCGCGAGAGCCCCAGCCGGCCCCGGGGAUGACGCGGCCCGCGCCGGCCGAGGCCGCGCGCGGCCCCCGAGUUCUCAGGGUGGGGUGCUCAGCGUGACUCGGACCCCGGCCCCAGCGGCCCGAGUUCUUCCGCAGACACUUCUGGCCGGCGUCCAGGCGGCUGAACAGGGGCCGCGGGGCUUCCUGGCUCCGCCUCUGCUCCAGGGUGGGGCCCCCUGGGAGAAUCUGGUGGGGCACCACCCGCCCCUCCUGGCCUCUCUCUCGGUGUCCCGCCCGUCUCCGGAUGCUGCGGGAACCGUGGCGGGCCUCUCUUGUCUCCUCGGGGACCCUCCGAUCGGGACCCGCCCGGGAGGGUCACGUGGUCUCAGGCUGUGCGGAUUAAUAAAGAGUGCGAAGGGGCCCUGGA